Molecule: messenger RNA, 919 nt
Organism: Oryza sativa Japonica Group (Japanese rice)
Lineage: Eukaryota; Viridiplantae; Streptophyta; Magnoliopsida; Poales; Poaceae
Source: RefSeq, a predicted model, not a curated record
CACACAGCUAGUAUACCAGUAACCAAAUCAAACCCUAGCUAGCUAGCUAGCUAAGCUAGCACGCACCCAUGGCGUCGUCUUCCACCUCGAGCUCGCUCGCCGCGGCAGCGAUGGUGGCCGUCGUCCUCCUCCUCCUGGGUGCCACCGCCACGUCCACCCAGGCGGCGCGCCUCCUCGACGAAGAACUCCCCACCGCCGCCAUCCCGGCGAUCCCCGGCGUCCCCGGAGUGCCGGCGGUCGGCCCCGGGAUCCCGGUGAUCCCCGGCGUGCCCGGAGUGCCGGUGGUUGGCCCCGGGAUCCCGUUCGUGCCGGUGAUCCCCGGCGUGCCGGUGAUCGUGCCGAUCAUCCCCGGCGUGCCGAUGAUCGCCGGCAUGACAACCCUGCCAGUGCCGCCAUUUGUGCCGCCGAUUGAUCCCGGCGCCGGCGCCGGAUUCCCCGGCGUGCCGCCGGCGUCGUCGACCACCGUGCAGGAAGACCCACAGCCGCCGAUGCCGUCCGUCGUUCCACCCGUGCCAUAGGUGUUAAUCAACUCCGGCGAGCCACCAUGCCGUCGUUAAGUUAUACCGUUGCUCACGCCGCCGCGAUGUGUGUACUCCGGCGGCUUAAUAUAACGUGCCUCCUUACUGUGUGUUAAUUAAGUACUCCUCCUGUCUAAAAAAAAUUAACUUCUCUAUGAAUUUAUAGACGUAGUUAGAAGUUGAUUUUUUCUUGGAUGGUAAGAGUACAUGUGUUACCGUGUGUUGUUACGUUAAGUUGGUAAUUUGUGUACUGAUGAAUCGUGUGUGUAUGAUGUGCACUGUGCAGUGCAGACCAGGUACGUACGUGUGGGUCGCGUCACCCAAUCUCUGAGUGCUCGCAAAAUUUAAUGUGCUUAAUGCACGAAUUAAUUAUACGUCGAAUAUUAUAGGUUUUAAUUUAA